Haliotis rubra (blacklip abalone) is the source of this 2810-nucleotide messenger RNA. RefSeq names its product low-density lipoprotein receptor-related protein 5-like. Gene Ontology annotation, cellular component: membrane. Lineage: Eukaryota; Metazoa; Mollusca; Gastropoda; Lepetellida; Haliotidae. The transcript has 20 exons. Bases 16 to 2736 code for a protein of 906 amino acids. The record is from RefSeq and is a predicted model, not a curated record.
UCAUUUAGCAACAACAUGAGGCAUGAGUGGUAUAAAUCUACCAGAGACAGAGACGGGUGCAGUAUAGGAUCGACAGCCAUGAUCUACAUUGCCAUUGCUGCUGCCAUUGUAGCCGUGGUGGUAAACGGUGACGGUGGACCCGUGUGCCACAAGUGCAGCAGUGCAGCCAGUCCCGAGGCCUGCACUGACGAGGUCAACUGUGAUGCUGAUGAGGAGUGCUACAUGGAGAAAAAGCUGGAGGAUGACUUGAGCACAAGUUAUACUUUUGGCUGCCAGAAGACUAAGGUUUGUGCAGCGCUCGUUGCCGGCCAAGGUCCAGCUAUUGGACGCAGGCGGAACGUGAGGACAGUCCCGGGAACGAGAGCCAAGCGGGCAGUUACCUUGUGUUCCAGGUGCUGUUCUGGGAACCUGUGCGCUACGGGUUUGUGUGGAGUGCCCACGAUCCCGGCAACGAGCCCGGUGUACGUGCAGCUGUUGGGAGGACCAAACGCCUACGAGGGCACCGUGCUGCUGUACUUCAACAACGCCUGGGGCACCAUCUGUGACGACAAUUGGACUGGCAACGAUGCUGGCGUCAUCUGCAAAAUGCUGGGAUAUUCAGCUGUGGGAGCUGGCGGUGUGGGGAACGCAAGAUUUGGAUACUUUUCAAGCGGGCGAAUCUGGUUGGAAGACGUGAGCUGUGUCGGGAAUGAAACAAGCAUUACUCAGUGUCAGAAGAGUAACUGGGGAAUCACUGACUGCUCACAUGCAGAGGACGCCGGUGUAUUGUGCACGUCAGUUUCAAAGGAGGAUGACAUCAUAUUUCUGGCGGACACCGGCCGAGGAGGAAAACUGACCCGCAUGAACCUCCUAUCCGGCAGCUUCGUUGACAUCCCAAUCAACAAACAGUACGCCGUGGGCUCCUUCGACUACGACUCGGUGGAUGGAAGGAUCUACUUCGUGGAGCCGCGACUGGACCAGCUGGUCAGCAUGCACUUUGACGGGACAGACAUCAGGGAACUGAAGCAGCUGAACGCUAAUGCCGAUCUGGAGAAACUUGAGGUGGACCCAGUCAACCGCAUCCUCUUCUACACUGACACCGGCAAUGACGUCAUCGGAUCGAUCAACCUCGACGGAAGCAACUUCAAGAUUGUUAUCAACUCUAAUCUUGAUUCGCCCCGAGAGAUCGCUGUAGAUCCUCGCUCAAAACAGAUCUUCUGGACAGACUGGGGAAAAUCUCCAAAGAUAGAGAGCUCCAACUAUGACGGCACGAACAGGAAAGCCCUGGUGACCACCGGAAUCAUGUGGCCUAACGGCAUGGCAAUAGACUACAAUGACGACAAGCUGUACUUCGUCGACGGGGGCACGCACCUGCUGGAGGUGAUGGAUAUGGACGGCUCCAACAGACGCACCAUCUUGAAGGACGCCGGCGCACACUUCUUUGCCAUCGAUGUCUUCAAAAACUACCUCUACUACACCGACUGGAACCAACCAACGCUGAUGCGGGUCAACAAGGAUGGUAGCGGUAAGACGGCUGUGGGACCACCAGGCUUCAGGGAACUCGCCGACGUCAGGAUACACGAAUACGGAUCUGAUGUCCAAGAGCCAACCCCAUCGUCAACUAUGAACUUAGACCCUGCACAUGUGUUUGUGCGCAUGCUCGGGACGGCGUCAGCAGGUCGAGUGGACGUGUAUGCUAAUGGCGAGUGGGGAACAAUCUGCGAUGACCACUGGGACAACAAAGACGCCAGUGUGGUCUGCUCCAUGCUGGGGUACAACAGAGAGAACGCUCUGGCCACGUCAAAUGUGCAAGUGUCCUCGGGCUCUGGCCUCAUCUACAUGGACGAGGUGAACUGCACGGGAACCGAGACUCACAUCGUACAGUGCGGCUUCACCGAGGAGAACUGGGCCGUGCACGACUGCAGCCAUCAAGAGGAUGCUGGGAUCACCUGUGAACUCCCAACAAUUCCGGACAACUUCCUCAUUUUCACGGACGUAAACAGCGGUGAGCUGCUCAGGAUGGACUUAAACACCUACAGCUUCAGCGUAAUACCCCAGCAAGGAAGCCCCAACCCCGUCGGCCUCGCUUACGAUGAAGUCACGAAACAAGUCUUCUACUCGGAGGUUGUGCCAAACCCAGGCAGUCAAAUAAGGAGCGUUGGCAUCGAUGACACCGGCUUAAAGGUCAUCAAACAACUCAGUAAUGGAAGCAUCCCAGAUGGCUUAGCUGUGGAUUCGACAUCAGCAAAACUAUUUUACACUGACGCCGGAAGUGAUAUCAUUGCCUGGACGGCCCUCGACGGAACUGGGCAGACAAUUAUAGCUCAAGACCAACUUGACCAACCAAGGGCAAUCGUCGUGGACACACAAAACCAGGUGGCGUUCUGGACGGACUGGGGCAGUACGCCUAAAAUUGAGAGUGCUGACUACUCUGGGGCAAACAGGAAGACCAUCGUGUCAACCGGCAUCCAACUGCCCAACGGCCUAGCUAUAGACAUGAAAGCUGGUCGCUUAUACUUCUGUGACGCUGGUACCCAUCAGAUCGAGGUUGUUGACCUUGAUGGCGGAAACCGGAAGGUCAUCUAUCAAGACAACUCGGCUCACUUCUUCGCCCUCGCUCUGUCCGACAAAUACAUCUUCUACUCUGACUGGAACAAAAGCGGAGUGAUGAAGAUCAACAAAGACGGCACCGGCAACUCCAUGGCCGGACCCCCCAACUUCUCCAGGAUCAACGCCCUCGCCGUCUAUCAAGCAUAGAAGCUUCUCCCUACGACAAUGUACUUACUUACCUUUCUACACAUCGUCUCACAAUAAGAGAUGUUAGAUUGCAA